Monopterus albus (swamp eel) is the source of this 2449-nucleotide messenger RNA. RefSeq names its product guided entry of tail-anchored proteins factor 4 (gene get4). The record is from RefSeq and is a predicted model, not a curated record. Gene Ontology annotation, cellular component: BAT3 complex; cytosol. The coding region runs from base 580 to 1407 and encodes 275 amino acids. Lineage: Eukaryota; Metazoa; Chordata; Actinopteri; Synbranchiformes; Synbranchidae. Gene Ontology annotation, biological process: protein insertion into ER membrane. The transcript is spliced from 10 exons. Gene Ontology annotation, molecular function: protein binding.
UCGAUUGCUAACUACGGCUAGUUAUCUAGCUAGUUUAGCAGUACAACCAGCAGCUAAUGAUAACCGUGUUGGUCUUUUUAAAGCAAGGCAGCCAGACAGUAUGUGUUAUUAUAUUACUGGUAAAGAUACCUCUCGUUUAAGCUAACUGGUUUGUUCAUCGCUUUAGUUUUCUAAACACGUUGAUGCUGCCUUGCUGUGUUAGCAUUUAGCCACUUAGCCUCAUGCCGCCCCGCCGUGUAUGUGAUGUUUAGACGUAUUUUGUCAACCGUUACUACAAUUAUUUUAUCUCGAGUAUGAUCUUGAUUCACAGCUGGUAACAAGACUAUUGGACACAUUUGUAGAAUCCUGUCACAAGUAGUAUUAUUUUCUAGUGUCUGAUGGCAUACAUGUACAAAAAAUAUCUUCUCCAAUAACUUAUAACACUGGAACACUAAAGGAUCCUGGAUACUGUUUGUGGUAAUAAACCAGAUUAACCUAGUUGUGCUGCCAGCCUGGCUGACUGUCCACCUCCUGCAGUUUACUAACAGUGAUUUGUUUUGAGCCAAAUCCAAUUAAGGCAAAACCUUUUCCACAGAGUACAUGUCACAGGCAAAACAUGCUGAGGCGAGGGAACUGAUGUACAAUGGUGCUCUACUCUUCUUCAGCUAUAACCAGCAAAACAGCGCAGCAGAUCUCUCCAUGCUUGUGUUAGAGGUGUUGGAGAAAUCUGACACAAAAGUUGAAGAUGAAAUAUUAGAAAGCCUGGCUAAGCUGUUCAGCCUGAUGGACCAGAACUCACCGGAGAGAGUAGCGUUUGUGUCCAGAGCCUUGAAAUGGUCCACAGGAGGUUCCGGCAAGUUGGGCCACCCCAAACUACACCAGCUGCUAGCUGUCACCUUGUGGAAAGAGCAAAACUACAGUGAAUCUCGUUACCACUUCCUGCAUUCAUCUGACGGGGAGGGCUGCGCACAGAUGCUGGUGGAGUAUUCGGCAUCACGAGGCUUCCGCAGUGAGGUCGACAUGUUUGUGGCGCAAGCUGUCCUACAGUUCCUCUGCUUAAAGAACAAAAACAGUGCUUCUGUGGUGUUCAGCACAUACACAGAGAAACAUCCGUCCAUAGAGAAGGGCCCUCCCUUCGUCCAGCCUCUACUAAACUUUAUCUGGUUUCUGCUGCUGGCAGUGGACGGGGGUAAAUUAACAGUUUUCACAGUGUUAUGUGAGCAAUAUCAACCUUCCCUGAAGAGGGACCCCAUGUAUAUUGAGUAUCUCGACAGAAUAGGACAGCUUUUCUUUGGUGUUCCACCCAAACAAUCGCCAUCAUAUGGUGGACUGCUAGGAAACCUGCUGAACAGCCUGAUGGGGUCAGGCGAGGAGGAUGACGGGGCUGAAGAAGCCCAGGAGGACAGCAGCCCCAUAGAGUUGGACUGAAGCUGCAACCCAGGAUAAGGAGAGCAAACGAACCCAAAAAAGAAAGCCACCCGACCGCCCUUCAUCCCAUCGACAACAGGGAUGGGCCGAAGUUGUGCUCUGUGUUUUCAGAGGUGCACUGUUUUCAAGAAACCCCAUUUCACCCAUCGAGUCUAAAAUCAGAGCCAAAACGUCCCUGUCAGCAUUGUCUGGACUGACUGCGCCAAACUGCAAAACUCUUCACAGAUUGAAUUCUAUUAUUUUAUUUUCAUCAUUGUUUAUGAUGUUUAAGUGACAGGUAACUAAACUGUCUGCUCCCAGGAGACGGGAAUGUCUCCCAGGGGAGAGGAGCACAUGACAGCCUUUUUGUAAUGAUGUUGAUGACAUCAUUAUAAUAGGGUUUAGCCAACUCACUACAGUUAUCCAGCUGUGUUGUCACACAGCUACACAAUCACAACACUUGUGUUGCUGCUGUUUGCAUUUUUCAACAGCUUGUUUGAAAAUGACUUCUAAGUUAAAUUGUACUUGUAGCUAAGGUCAUCUUUCCAUUUUUUUAUCUCUAGUUUGUCCAUUAGCUUUAUGGACAAAAGACAUCAGAACUCUGCAGAAGUUAUCUGAAGUCAUCUUGCACCUUGAACAUCAACCAAACACACCUUUCCUGCUCGGUGUCUCCUCUAUGGAUCAAAGUGGUGGCUGACAGUUUUCUAUUCAAACGCGUUAUUGCAAACAUUCAGCUGUCUAUAUCCACAUAGCUCAAGUGUAGAGGUCCCACUUUUUGCCGUGCACUUGCUGAAUGAGAGGAUCAAAAUGAGACACUGUGAAAAGCCGUCUGUUGGAACAAGUCCUGCUUUGCAUGUUACAAAAUGUUACUUGCUUAGUCUAUUGUCCCCUUUUCUGUUCUCCUUUUUAUUACUGUUCAACAGUUCCCGUCAGAGGUGGAUCUGUAGUUUCUCAUCAGUUCAGCCUGUGCACAAUAAAAAGUGUGAUUCAUAGCUGCUGCUUAUCACUGUUUUUCACACACACAGUUUGUUUCUAUUGACAGCUUUUCUUUGCUCACAUCAUU